Messenger RNA from Dothidotthia symphoricarpi CBS 119687, 2074 nucleotides. RefSeq names its product Zn-dependent exopeptidase. The transcript has a single exon. The coding region runs from base 336 to 1754 and encodes 472 amino acids. Lineage: Eukaryota; Fungi; Ascomycota; Dothideomycetes; Pleosporales; Dothidotthiaceae. The record is from RefSeq and is a predicted model, not a curated record. Gene Ontology annotation, molecular function: carboxypeptidase activity. Gene Ontology annotation, cellular component: fungal-type vacuole lumen.
CCAAAUCUUCAAUUCCACAGGCACUAGCCAAGUCUGAGAAACCCAGGAGUUUCUGGAUCGCAUCGCAUUCGCUUCGACUUAUUCUGCCCAUUGGAGCUCUAUUGCUCCUGCUUCAGCAUUACAUCAUCGCAGACAGAACGCCGCGAUGGCAUCUUCCUGGAUCAGACCUCACCGAUUCGAAAUCCAAGUGUAAUCAGGUUGAACCUCUCUUCCCAUCGAAGAAGACGAAAGAGUUGGAGGAUGUUGAACUUUACCUGAAGUCUGACGCUUUUCGGGAGGUUGCGAUUAAUCGUUUGUCGGGUGCCGUACAGGUGCCAACUCAGAGCUAUGACGAUAUGGGAGACGUCGACGUGGACCCACGCUGGGACAUCUUCUACUCUUUCGCGGACUACCUCGGCAGGACCUUCCCGCUCACACAUGCAAGCCUACAGCUCGAGAAGAUCAAUACCCAUGGCUUGCUGUACACCUGGACUGGUACGGAUUCGUCGCUGAAGCCUACGCUGCUGAUGGCACAUCAAGAUGUCGUGCCUGUUCCGGAUAGCACGGUUAAGCAAUGGACUCAUCCGCCUUUCUCGGGUCACUACGACGGAACGUUUGUGUGGGGCAGAGGGGCUAGUGACUGCAAGAACCAGCUUAUGGGUAUCCUGGGCGCAGUUGAGGCGCUCGUCUCCGCUGACUUCAAGCCACGCCGCACGCUCAUCUUGUCGUUUGGUUUCGACGAAGAGGUCUCGGGUCAGAGAGGCGCUAGGGAGUUGUCUAAUCACCUCCAGUCAAAGUACGGACACCAUGCCAUCGCUGCCAUUAUCGAUGAAGGCGCGGUAAAUAUUGAAAGUUGGGGUGCCGAUUUCGCAAUUCCCGGCGUUGUAGAAAAAGGUUACAUUGAUGUCGAUGUGGUUAUCAGAAUGCCGGGCGGCCAUUCGAGCAUUCCGCCAAAGCACAACGGUAUCGGAGUGGCCAGCGAGUUGAUCACGUUGAUCGAAGCGAAUACCUACGAGCCAGAACUUGUAGACGGGAACCCAUACCUGGAUCUUCUAUACUGCGGAGCCGAACACGCUCAAGAGUUUCCCAAACAGGUCAAGAAGCUUCUGAACAAGCGAUCCACUCGAAGCAUGACGUGCUCGAGAAAACACCACAAGGACGAACUUGCGCUGGAGGCUGCAAAAGCCGGAUUAGCUACCAAAUACCUUUUCACGACCUCAGUUGCAGUUGACAUCAUCCAGGGAGGCGUGAAGAGCAACGCCCUGCCCGAGCGCACACACAUGACCGUCAACCACCGUAUUAACGUCGGAUCGAACUCAGACGCCGUCAAGAAGCACAUCACCUCCAUAGCUGCCCAAGUCGCACACAAGUACAACCUCACGCUAAACGCCUUCAACGCAACCGAGUCCCCCUCCAGCAUAACCCUCUCCCACAACGAUAAGAUUCUCGAGCCCUCGCCCCUAACACCCACGUCCCUUCACCCAGCCUCCAACACGACGCGCGUCACUCCGUUCUCGGUCCUUUCCGGCACGACGCGCGCGCUGUAUGGCACGGAUCUGCUGGUCUCGCCGGGCAUUAUGACGGGCAAUACGGAUACGCGCUUUUACUGGGAUCUGAGCGAGAAUAUCUUCCGAUAUGGGCCGGGCUGGGAUAAGGAUCAGGUUGGGCUUGGGAAUAUACACACUGUUAAUGAGAAGGUGGGCGUUGAUGCGCAUUUGGAUACUGUGCGGUGGAUGUGGGGGUUCAUUCGGAAUAUGGAUGAGGCGGAGUUGUGAGGGUGUGUUUGUGGGUGGAGAGAAGUGAGGUAUUGGAAAAGCGCUCGUUUUUAGUAGGGCCUUGUAAAGUUGGAUGACGGGAGACUGUUCUUGUGGUUUUUGACUGCGACGAGGUGUUUUUCCGCCUUAUGAAGGUCUCUGCUGGAGAUCAAGUCCACAGUCUUCCACUUCGGUGUCUUUGACGAAGUGAAACAUGUCGUUGUAUUCGUCAAGGCGCGUCUCUUACACAGCUAGCCUGGCCUGGUCUACACAGUGACAAACUAGUGACCAACCUUUUCGUAGCGUCAAAGCAGUGACCAACCACCUUUCCCUCAAGUCUC